AUGAGCAGCGUGGUGAUCAGCAAGUCCCCGUCGGUGGUGGUCCGGCCAUGGAAGCCGGUCCCGGCGGCCGGCAGCGAGAUCCAGCUCUCGGCAUAUGACAAAAUAUUCGCUGAUACCCUCACAGGCUUGUUUGUGUUCGAGCAUGCCAUCGACGAGCCUGCCGAGACCAUACGAAGAGGGCUCUCGCAAGCACUCGUCCACUACUACCCUAUGUGCGGCCGCCUUGCCGUCGGGGCCACCUCCGGCGAGGCCGUCAUCAAAUGCACCGGGGAGGGGGUGUCAUUCGUUGCGGCGUCUGCCAACUGCGCCCUCAAGGACGUCCCGGAUCUGUGCGACUCAUCGCUGCAGGAAGAGCUCGCCCUCCUCUACCGGUGGCCAUCGCUGGGCUUGAGCCACUCGGAGCCAUUGAUGCUGAUGCAGGUGACCGUCUUCGCUUGCGGGGGGUUUAUCGUGGGGCUAACAUGGAACCACCUCCUCUGCGAUGGCAGUGGCGUCGUGCAGUUUAUCCAGGCGGUCGGCGAGCUUGCCCGCGGGCUGCCAUCACCGUCCGUUGUCCCGGUCAGAACGGCGGACUCGCUCAUGGUGGAUCUGCCGGCAUUUCCCACAAACUUUAUGCGGUUUAAGGCUACCCUCCAGCCAUCCCCGAGGGCCUACCUCAACGUCACUGUACCAUGUAGCCUAAUCAACCACAUCAGGCACAGGUACUCCUCCUCCAUGAGUAAUGGGCGUCCAUGCUCGGUGUUCGAGGCCGUGGCCGCCGUGCUAUGGCGGUGCCGGACCCGUGCAAUCAUGUCCGAUUCGGAGACCUUCGUCGCGCUCUAUUUCAUGGCUGAUGCACGCAAGUACGCAUCGGCCAAGGAGGGCUUCUACGGCAACUGCGUCACCAUACACCUGGUCACGGCGACGAGCGGCAUGGUGGCAAACGGAGACAUCGUCGACCUAGUGAAGAUGAUCCGGCGCGCCAAGCAUCGGACGCCGGGCCAGUCGGACAUGGACGAGCUACAGCGGCGACUGCAGGGAUAUAAUCUUCUUGGACUGUCAAGCUGGCGAAACUUCGGAGUAGGAUUUGAUUUUGGCGCAGGGGCCCCGGCAAGGUUGAUGAGCUACAAGCAAGAGAGGAUUGGCCUGCCCUUCUGCGCCACAUGCGUGCGGUGCAAGCUUACGGACGAGCACAACUUCGUCAUGGCUAGAUGCGUGAGGGAGGAGCACGCCGACGCCUUCCUCCAAGAAAUAUCCAACGUUCAAAUGAUUUCCACUUGGUCCUCUCUUCCAUCCAGGUUUUGA
This is a messenger RNA of Hordeum vulgare subsp. vulgare (domesticated barley), 1284 nucleotides long. RefSeq names its product acyl transferase 15-like. NCBI's taxonomy places the organism in Eukaryota, Viridiplantae, Streptophyta, Magnoliopsida, Poales, Poaceae. The record is from RefSeq and is a predicted model, not a curated record. The coding region runs from base 1 to 1284 and encodes 427 amino acids. The transcript has a single exon.